Messenger RNA from Chrysochloris asiatica (Cape golden mole), 642 nucleotides. RefSeq names its product tubulin polymerization promoting protein (gene TPPP). The transcript has 3 exons. The coding region runs from base 1 to 642 and encodes 213 amino acids. Gene Ontology annotation, biological process: microtubule polymerization; microtubule bundle formation; positive regulation of protein polymerization. Gene Ontology annotation, cellular component: microtubule. The record is from RefSeq and is a predicted model, not a curated record. NCBI's taxonomy places the organism in Eukaryota, Metazoa, Chordata, Mammalia, Afrosoricida, Chrysochloridae. Gene Ontology annotation, molecular function: tubulin binding.
AUGGCUGAUAGCAAGGCCAAACCCACCAAGGCCGCCAACAAGACGCCCCCCAAGUCUCCAGGGGACCCCAAGCGGCUGUCACAGGAGCCGGAGGGUAACCCUGAGGGUGCGGUGGCAGCAGAAGUCAGCGCCCUGGAGGAGGCCUUCCGGAGGUUCGCAGUGCAUGGUGACACGCGAGCCACCGGCCGAGAGAUGCACGGGAAGAAUUGGUCCAAGCUGUGCCGAGACUGCCAAGUCAUCGAUGGCAAGGCCGUGACCAUCACCGACGUGGACAUCGUCUUCAGCAAGAUCAAGGGAAAGUCCUGCCGAACCAUCACCUUUGAGCAGUUCAAGGAGGCGCUCCAGGAGCUGUCUAAGAAGCGGUUCAAAGACAAGAGUGACGAAGAGGCCGUGCUGGAGAUGCACCGUCUCAUCGAGGGCAAAGCGCCCAUCAUCUCGGGGGUAACGAAAGCGGUUUCAUCACCCACCGUGUCUCGGCUCACAGACACCACCCGGUUCACAGGCUCCCACAAAGAGCGCUUCGACCCCUCGGGCAAAGGCAAGGGCAAGGCGGGCCGUGUGGACCUGCUGGACGAGUCGGGCUAUGUGUCCGGCUACAAGCAUGCGGGCACCUACGACCAGAAGGUGCAGGGCGGCAAGUAG